Molecule: messenger RNA, 2700 nt
Organism: Spirodela intermedia
Lineage: Eukaryota; Viridiplantae; Streptophyta; Magnoliopsida; Alismatales; Araceae
Source: the annotation of a GenBank genome assembly
AUGGAGAUGGCGGAUCUCCACAAGGUGUGGGAGAUAAAGGCUCUCAAAAGGCCCCGAGGAGAUGAGGCGAGGAGGAUUCUUGAGAAUGUGGCGAAACAGGUGCAGCCGAUAAUGCGGAGGCGUAAAUGGAGGGUCAAGGUUCUCUCCGAGUUCUGGUAUCCGUAGAUUCGUCUCUCUUGUUGUUUAUUGUAUAAAAAAAUUGGAUUGCUUUCCUGGUAGUGAAAACUUUGGAUCUUAAUCGAAAAUCUGUGGAAUGUGCAGCCCGGCGAAUUCGUCCCUCCUGGGUUUGAAUGUGGGGAGAGGCGUGCACGUCAAGCUGCGUCUGCGGAGGCCAAGGGGGGACCUAGAUUUCUUUUCUUACGAGGAGGUUCUGGACACGAUGCUGCACGAGCUUUGUCAUAUAGAGCAUGGUCCUCACAACGCUUUGUUCUACAAGCUCUGGGAUGAUAUCAGAAAGGCGAGUUUCCCCCGACUCUCUCAAAGGAAUUUCUUUUCGUCAGAUAGUAUCAUAUUCGGCAAUACAGGGAUAUUAUCCGUCAUAUAUAUAGGUUCUCAAACUUCUUACUCGCCCGUGAAGAGGGGUCAGUUUUGCUGUCCAUAUUUAUGUAAUGUGCAUUAUAUGCAACGCCCUUGGCAUCAAGAAAUAGGUUUCCCUGUGUGUAACAAAGUUUGACUUCUUGCUAUGUUUUGCAUUCUCAUAUCACGCUUAUGAUGUAAUUUUUUUGCAAUCAUAUUCUUCUAAGAGUGUCAAUUGUGAUACCAAAAUUUUUGCGCCAGAAGAUAAUGCGUCGUAAGAUUCUAGAAUCCGUUGCUAGACUACGAGGAAAGCUCAUUUUUUAUCCAAACUGUAGCUGUACCUUGGAUGGGUACGUCAAUAGAUGUAUUGACCUUACUAAUUUUUCUUACAUGAACUUUUGAUCACAAACCGCAAAACUGCAAAUUAACAAAGGCUUUUCUGAGGUCCUGGAAGAGUACCAUUCAUUCAAAACGAUAAUUGUCACUUAUUCAUCGCUUAUCUCUGCAGGAAUGUGAGGAGCUGAUAACAAAGGGGAUAAUUGUCACUGGACAGGGUUUUGAUGUUCCUGGAAGACGACUGGGUGGAGUUUCUAGGCAACCUCCUCUGUCAUCUCUUGGGAAAACUGCUUUGGUCGCAGCAGAGAAGCGUAAAUUGAUUGCCAGUUUAUUACCUUCAGGUCCAAAACGUCUAGGGGGGGAUAGCAGUAUCAUGGCUUCUCUAACACCAGUUCAAGCUGCUGCCAUGGCUGCUGAGAGGCGGAUUCUCGAUGAUCUGUGGUGUGCUUCUGAAUCCUGUGUACACUCUAGUGUUGUAGAUGUGUCUGAUGAUGACGUGGAUAAUCAGUUUUUUAAGAGAUCGUUAGAGACGCUGAACAGAUCCUUGACUUCUGGGAAAGAUACCUCGAGUGCCACAUCCCAAGGUCAGGUUGACGCUCAUGGUGAGCUUUACAGCAAUGAGAGAGGUGGGAAGCGCAUCCGAAGUGCUUGCUCAAGUAUAGAUUCUGGUUGCAGUAUGGCUGGUGAUCAUUUAAGCCCUUCAACAUCUGGUUCUGUAUCCAUCUACAAUUCAGUAGACAACAGAGAUUACGGGACGAUUUGGGAAUGCAGUGUGUGCACCCUGUUCAAUAAGGUAGGAGCCUCCCAUUGGUUUAUAUAUAUCUGAGUUCUAGCUAUGUUUUUAUUUCUCUUUAUGUCUCCGAUAUUAUCGUGCCAUGUAAUUGUAUGUGAAGUAUGCCCAAUCGUUAACAUAUGCACUUCUUGGCACACAAACUUGUUGUGUAUUUUAAUUCAUUUAUAUGUACUGAAUCAUUUAUAUUGUGAGAGUGCAUAUUCAAAGAGUUUAUUUUUCAAAGGUGGAGAGGCGGCUUCAGUCAUAAAUCUGAUGAUUUGGGUGAAUUGCAUUACUUUUAUGUCAUUUAAAAUCUUAAGCCAAUAAUCUACAAAAGUUGCGUCAGUAGAUUUUUGCCGUUUUUGUUUCUCAAUACAUAUCAGAAAGGUGUUUGCUGGCUGUUGCAAUCAGAGGAUCUUCUUUGUCUAUGGAUUUUAAUGCACACGCUGACAUGAAGCUGUCAAACCUUUCAAAGCCGGUAUUUCCUAGGAUUAAUAUGAUGUCUCUUGUAGUUCGCAUGCAUUUCUUCCAAUCUCAUGUAAUACCUUUUUCAUAUUAAGGUUUAUUACCUGACGUCUGCUCUUUUCAUCCAUUUUGUUCCCAAUUUCUUCUAUGCAUUCUAUGUGCGUAAAACCCAAAAAGGAAGGGUUGGGUAGUACCUUCUAAUAAAUGAAACUAGCCUAGACAGCAUGACCUUCUUUUGGCACAACGAGGUGGCUUUAAAUGGUUUUGCUUAUCUUCCCUUAUUCUGCUGGGUAUUUUUUGAAAUUUUCAUACGUUCUCAUCAUCCCGUAAAUAAUGCCAAAAAAUUGCCAUAAUUUUAAUUACGCAGUUUGGUGUGUUACUAUGAAUUUUUCUCAUGCUGUUAUUGGUUGAAGCCGCAGCCAUUAGCUCUGGCUUGUGAUGCGUGCGGUUCUGAGAGGCCUAAAGACACUGGAGGUAUAUCAAAGACCUGGUCCUGCAGAUUUUGUACCCUCGACAACAACAUGAAGCUGGAGAAAUGUUCGGCAUGUGGGGAGUGGAGGUACUCGCGUGGUGCUCCUACGUCCACUCGAGCACCGAAUUUUGGUACUUGA